UUAUACAUCCUAUGUAUAGCAGCUGUGCUGUGAGAGCAGUCGUACUCAAUUUGCGGACUCUAUACUACAACAAGUUAUACGAAUGUUAUUGGCGAACUAAAUCUAUACGCGAAUUUUAUUUAAUAAACUAUGAUUCUUGUGAUUAGAAAUAAAUAAUACGAAUAACGUUCUCUCCGUUACAAGCUCGUUGCUAAAAACCGGUAGAGCACGUUUUUCGUGUAACCUAACAGCGGUUCCUAAUUAAUUGUUGCCGUUGUUAUCGGGACGGGAUAAAAGAUCGUCGAUCGAGACUCUUUCAUUUGAAAAUAAAUACGAUUUCUAAUUCAACAAUACUAUAGAAUCGUUUGGAAAGUACCUUAAGAAUGGCCGAAGAGUCUCGCGUCAACGGUUUGGACGAGUGUCCCGCCGCGAAGAAAGUGAAAAUCGAGUCAGAAAAUCCGUCGACGAAUUCGAACAGCGUACACGCGCCGGUACUCUCAUCGGCUCUGUUCAAACCGAGAAAAAUACUGCAAAAUAACAGUACGAGGAAACAGAUAUGUCUAGAAGGCGAGUUCAAAGGUUACGAAGGACCGGCGGUCAUUGUACUCGAGAAACAGAAUUUCCCAGACGACGAGCAAGCUUUGCAAGAGUUCUUCAACGACGACGUAUCUCUGAAGAAACUUUAUACCAAUGAUCUUUACGGGAAUUAUGAAUGCUUCCCGGUUAAAAAACAGAACGGUAUAAACGUGACGAUAGUGCAUCCAGCGACGGAAAAGCAUAUCGAAAAAUUCCGUCGGAAACAGAUGUAUAUCGUGGAUGAAACGUACGAGCUUUACCAAAAGAUUACUAUCCCGUAUUUGGAGUCAAGCAGCUUUUCGAUAGACUGGAUAAACAAUAUUUUAGAACACAAGGCAGAACAGGAUAGAAUCGUUUAUGAGGACGAGGAUAAGAAGACUGGAUUUAUAAUGGUGCACGAUUUGAAAUGGGAUGGACAAUCGAACAGUUUAUAUUUAAUAGCACUCCCGUUUCAAAACAUUCGAUCAAUAAGAGAAUUGAAUGAUUCGCAUUUACCGUUGUUAAAAAAUAUAAGAGACGCAGGGACUGCCGCGAUCGUGAAGAAGUUCAACAUUCCAGCUUCCCAGCUGCGAGUCUACUUUCACUAUCAACCCUCCUAUUAUUAUCUUCACGUCCACUUUGUGUAUUUAAUGUUCGAAGCUCCAGGUAUAUACGUAGAAAGGGCACAUCUUUUGUCUACAGUUAUAAGAAACAUCGAGCUGAUGCCCGAUUAUUAUACAAAAGCUGUACUUUCGUACGCGGUUGUCGAGGGUGAUCCGUUGCAUAGGAAAUUUGUAGAGGAAGGAGUAAUAAGCGAGGCGAAGUCGAAAAGUACGGAGGACUGAGUUCAAUUAAACGUUUCGUUCUCGAUCAAAGAUCUCGAUGUCAUUGACUGUUUCUUUAUAAUAAAGGACGUAUCAGUACAACGGUUCAUGCGUGAUUUUAAAAAUUGGGCAGGAACUGUUUCACUGGCCUGACACUA
Molecule: messenger RNA, 1516 nt
Organism: Ceratina calcarata
Lineage: Eukaryota; Metazoa; Arthropoda; Insecta; Hymenoptera; Apidae
Gene: Dcps
Product: Decapping enzyme, scavenger
Exons: 4
Coding region: 363-1379 (338 amino acids)
Biological process (GO): deadenylation-dependent decapping of nuclear-transcribed mRNA
Cellular component (GO): P-body; nucleus
Molecular function (GO): RNA 7-methylguanosine cap binding; hydrolase activity
Source: RefSeq, a predicted model, not a curated record